GUAACUUCCUGGUCACACACAGCAGGGACAGCUGUAGACAGCACCGAGCCCGAGGUGAGGGACAGGCCCCCAGAAUGAGAGACAGGGGCCACCUGGGGCAGUGACAGAGCCAUGCCGCACACGAGGGGCACUCUCAUGUGAGGUGGGCGCAGGUAAGCCGGCAGGACGUGGCACACACUGAGCCGAGGGACAGACAUGUCACACACCCGCCCGCCUCUGAGCUGAGGAUGGACUCCAGAACCAGGGAGAAGCCUGAGAGAACAUUUGAUUUGGUGCUACGGGUGGAGUGUUCUGCUUCUGAAAAUGAAGAUCCAGCCUUGCUGUGGAAGUUCCCGGAGGACUUCUCGGACCAGGUUGGUAACAUCACAAGACUUGCUAUGCAUGGUGCCAAAGUUCUGCUUUCCCUUUGCCAUUGAAAGGGGGACACAGGCUCAGAUGGGACAGCACUUUACCUUUGUGUUAACUGAUAUAGAGAGUAAGCAGAGGUUUGGAUUCUGCCGCUUGACUUCAGGGGGUAAAAUUUGCCUAUGUAUUCUAAGUUAUCUGCCCUGGUUUGAGGUCUACUACAAGCUGUUAAAUACUUUGGCUGACUAUUUGGUUAAGGAGCAGGAAAAUGAUUUGAAUGACAUCUUAAAGACUCUGUACAAUCAUCCUGUUCCUGAAGCGCACACUCCUGUUAGUCUGAACUUGAACCCACUACAGUUUAUAUCACAUGAACCUCUUUUAAAAAGCCCUCUUACUCCUGAGCUGCACUCGUUCUUCAUUACUCCUGACGUAACCGGACUGCCGACAAUCCCCGAAAGUAGGAAUCUGACUGAAUAUUUUGUUGCCGUGGAUGUAAAUAAUAUGCUCCAGAUAUAUGCAAGCAUGUUGCACGAACGCAGGAUUAUCUUCACCUCAAGAAAACUAAGCACGUUAACAGCCUGUGUUCAUGCCUCUGCCUCUCUUCUGUACCCCAUGUAUUGGCAGCACAUUUACAUCCCUGUUCUUCCUCCACAUUUGCUAGACUACUGUUGCGCCCCGAUGCCUUAUCUAAUUGGAGUUCACUUUAGCCUCCUAGAGAGGGUGAGAAGUAGAUCCUUGGAUGAUGUGGUAUUACUGAAUGUGGACACCAACUCAUUGGAAACUCCUUUCAAUGACCUUUCGGCUCUACCUAGUGAUGUGGUAUCAACCCUGAAAAGCAGGCUGAAGAAGCAGUCGACAUCUACUGGAGAUGGAGUGUCCCGUACUUUCCUCAGAGCACAGGCUGCACUGUUCGGUUCAUACAGGGAUGCUCUCCGAUACAAACCUGGAGAACCAGUCACAUUUUCGGAAGAGAGCUUUGUAGCCCAUCGUUCCAGCACCAUGAAGCAGUUUUUAGAGAAAGCCAUUAACCUGCAGCUCUUUAAGCAGUUUAUAGACGGUCGACUAGAGAAACUGAACUCAGGACGCGGAUUCUCCGACAUGUUUGAAGAGGAGAUAACUGCAGGGAACGUGCGGUCAAAUCAACCUUGGGUGCACACAGUGAAGAAAGGUGGUGCACUAAUUAAUACAGCAGUGAUUAAAGCUAGCCCAGCUAUGAAGAAUGCGUAUAUGUAUGCCAAACAAGGCAUCAAGGAAGUGAAGAGCAAGCUAAAAUAUAAGGAAAUUGAGGAGGAGAAUUCUGUGGAUGGUUUGGAGUCCAUGAACUCCAAUACUUUUCCUUUAAACAACACAAAACGACCAAACUCCGAGAAGCGGAAACUGUCACAGUCAAGAAAAAACCGACAACUUCUGAGCACAGCGAACCAUAACUCUGGGCUGGAGGAUUCUGACACUGGUGACAGUGCCAGCAAGUUGUCUUCAGAGGACAGUGAAGAGGCAUCUGCAUAUCUGUAUGACAGUGACGCUUCCAACGAUGACGUGAGUCUGUCCUCCCGCCCAGGAGGAGAGAUGGAUCUUCUUGGAGAGAUCUUAGACUCACUGAGCACCCACAGUUCUGAUCCUGGUGGAGGCCGCCUCACAGCUGCUAAGAGUCUGGACUUCUUUCGUUCUGUAGAAGAUCUGGACUAUAAGGUUACGAAUAAAGCAAAUACUCCCAGUGAGAACAACCUGACGUCACUAUGCUUGGAUCCCGGACAGAACUGGAAAGUCGGCCAUGAAGACAGUGUCCUCUACAGAACUCAUAUCUCUACUACAGCCCACCAGCAAAGCAGAGGGGAGUCAUCUUCCAAAGACUUUGACAGACGCAGGUCCGAAUUUCCCACAGUUGUUCUCAGUGAGGCCGCAGCACCUGGAACAGCUGGACGACCCACCUCUCUUUUCUGCAGACCAGAGGAGGGAGCAGUAUACGGUAUCGGGAUAUCCUCUACUGAGCUUCUACAGAAGAGAUGCAGUACCCAGGUGCCAUGGGAAAAAGAGGAGAUUGAGUCAAACGGUGAUCAAAGUCCAAAUAGUCCUCUUGAACAUAUAUCCCGUUUGUGAGUUUGCUUGCUUCCAGCUCCAGCCAUAGACAUUCCAAAAGCUGGGGAGAAUUGGAAGUGUCCCUAAAGGUGCCAUGGAAGUGUAGAAUUGGAAGUGUCCCUUUUAUAGCUACUGUGUCACAAAGUGUCCUAGAUGCAUCAUUUCAAUCCAUCAGGAUGAAUCUAUUGUAAUUUCUGUCACAAAGCAGAAACUCACAAACUUGUUAGUGUUUUUUUUUGUUUUGUUUUUUACUAUUUUCAUCUCGGUUUUAGGUACAUUAUCUUUCAGAGGCUAUGCGCUUUGGUAUGGAUGCUCCUGGUACAUAGAAUUAUUACAGACGAUAUCAUGCCUGCAGAGCAUUGGCGUGCACUGUUACAAAAUACGUCCCACCUACUGUUAAAGGGGGUUGUUUUAACACUGUAAAGAGGCUUCCCUUCAGUCAUGUUGUAAGAGUAAUAUCUGUGGGAGGUUGAUAAACCUAUAAGAUCUCUUGCACACUAAAGCCACCUCUAUAAUUACUGUGGAGACACAGAGCGGUACAUUCACAAUGAAUUCCUGGCUCCCCACAAAUGGGACUCUUAUGAUUGAAUAUUGUGCCAUAAAGAUUGAUUGUGAAAAAACACCUCUACAAGGCCAAGAAUAUUUGCAGAUAAUAAUAAUAUAUUGUGGUAAGGCAAUUUAAAGGUACUUUCAGUUUUUUAUUUGCUGUUAUUUUAUUUUGCAGUGCAGAAGAAAAUGUCAUGUUUAAAGCAAACCUGUCCCGAUGAAAUGCAGUGCAAUCUGCAGCCAGCAUGUUAGAGCAGGAGGAGCUGAGCACAGUGAUAUAUGGUUCAUGGGGAAAAGAUUCUGCAAAACGUGUGAUUUACACAUUUAAACUUCUGCUGUUUCUGAACUUAAAGGUGUUGACCAAUCUGGGACAUUGAUAGUACAUCACUAGGAUAUGCCAUUAAUGUCAGAUAAGUGUGAGUCCCACCUCUAGGAUCUGCUCCUGUCUCCAGAAUGGAGCCCCCGAAAUAAAGCAGAGCACACCACACUUAUGCGACAGGCUCUCCAUUCAUCACUCUUUUUAGAAGUCCUAUAGUGGUGAAUGGAGAGAGCAUCUCCAUUUACUGCUUUGGGGCCGCCAGAAAUAGCCAGGCGGCACUAUGAUAUUUUUGGAAUUCCCGUAGCUGUGAAUGGAUGGUGUCUAUGCAUUUUGACUUUGGGGGCCCCGUUCUGGAGAUAGGAGCAGGUCCCAGAGGUGGGACCCGCACCAAUCUGACAUUAAUGGCAUUUCCUAGUGAUGAGCCAUCAAUGUCCCAGAUAGACCAACCCCCAUGCACAACAAUGAGCGACUAACCACCAACCGCUAUCUCUGCAUACACAGCAGGGAAUGCCAUCAGUUACUGAUAAGAUGACCCCGGUGUACAACUGAGCUCAGAAAGAGAGAGAUGUAAAUGUAUGAAACACAAGUUUUACUAUUAUUUUCUGCUCUAUAGCAUACUGCUCUGCAUUUCGUGGUGACGACUUCCCUUUUAAAUUCCAGAUUCACAUGGGGCACCCCGCAUUUCCUGAGUCCUCUGGCGUGGAAUAAGUUUUACUCCAGCUAUUUCAAUAGUGCAUUAAGUAAUCUGGUGAUGAGGCUGCUCCAUACUGUAGAUGUGUUAGAGCAGCUUUUAUGUCUUUUUUACUCAUUUUUCUUCUUGUAGUUCUCUUCUUUGCUACAUGGCCUUAUUAAUCAUCCUGCUCUCCCCAGUGCAGGAGGAGGGGGUGAUGGGUAAUGAUACAUGGUGCCUAGAGUCGGAUCAUCUGAAGCAUAUCAUUUUACCCAACCUUUAUGGUGCCUGUAUGCAUGACUGGAUGUUGCCAGCAGUGCCGAUGCUAGGCUGUUGGAAGCAGACCGCAUUGACGGCGGGUAUCUGAUGUGCUGCCAAUAUGCAAUAGUUCAUUGUCUGGCAGUCUGGUACCACGCAUAGCUGACCACUUUUACACUGUGGAUUUUGUCCACAGAACUGUGCCCUGAGAUCCACUGACACCACAGGAAUCUGCGACCGUUGUCCGUUUGCAGAUUAGUCCCAUUAAACCCGGCUAAAGCAGUAAGUCGUGUUGCAGCACUUAACAUGCAAAACCGCAGCAGAAGCUCUCGUCGUUAAAGUCUUUAAUAUGAACGUACCCUUAUCACAUCACUGAACGGGGUUGUAUCAAAUAUUGCAAAAAAAAAUCCCUACUUUAUACACUAUGUUUUGCCAAUUAUAAAUUCCUUCCUGUGAAAUUCCUUUAGUCUGCCAUCUAAUAAACUAGAAGGUCUGAUAAUCUGACAGUGGUUUUUCAGCACAUAGGGGGAGAUUUAUAGACUCCUGUCUUGAUACAGCAUUGCCUGCACCGCCAGAGGAUGCGCCUAGUUUAUGACAAGGCACGCGUCUCGUCAUAAAUCAGACAUUUGCUCCUAAACGGAAAUCUACGACAGCUGACGGUUGCCACAGAUUUCUGGCCUCAUUUGCGACAGAAAACUGUUGUAAAUUAAUAGAAAUUUGCUGGAGCUGCUUGACACGCCCUCAUCCCGUCCUUGUCACAUCCCCUUUAUGGAGAGUGUCGAGAGUGGUGUAAAAAGGAUAGAUGCGACCAUUCAAGGUGCAAGAGAAAUUAUAAAUCUCCCCCAUAGAUUUAAUCUAAUAUGGAUUAAUACACGGACUCAGCAGUUAUCGCCAGUUCAAGACUCUCUAAUUAAAAGCAGUAGCAGAGUUUCAUUAUCCUAUAAUAUCUGAUAAUCCAGCAGCUUUCAAGUUCCAUGAUGAAUUUGCUUUGUGUUUACAGUGCCUUUGUACUGUAUGUAUUGCUUCAUUUCAUAAUGAUGAGGACCUCUACAAAUGUCCCCCACGACUUCAGCAUUUUAGUAUUUUACAUACAUCUGGCCAUAAUUCUUUCCCCAGGUCAAAAUUGCUUAUGUCAGGAACGGAGACAGAAAAUGAUAGCUUUUCGAUUACCUCCCUCUUCAUACCCACUGUGUGACUGCUCAGGAGCCCUGGGCACCAUAUCACUGUUGUAGAGCAUUACCUCAUUAAAGGGUUUGCUCUGCAGGUAAAAUAAAAGGUUGUUAGAAUGGCAUAAUAAAAGUAAUACUCACAGAUUCACUGCCCAGUGGCGUAAAUAGAUUCCUAUUGACCCCAGUGCGCACUCUGGACUGGGGCCCCCCAACAUGAUAGCUAAAAUAUUCGCUGUCCACUCUCCACGGGCCCUCUAGACAUCACUUGAGAAGAGGACUAAUGGAGAAUGAAGACAGCAUGCAGCUUUGAUGUGCCUCUGGCUCCCCACCCCUGCAACUGCACCAAGAGGCAUCAAAACGGUGAGGGGAGUAUCACUUCUUUUGUUUUGUUAUAUAUAUAUAUAUAUAUAUAUAUAUAUAUAUAUAAUACAAAUAUUUUGACAAAAAAAAGUAAAAAAAUAAUAAUAUCUGGCCAGUUAACUCGUUUAAGUUUCUGAAAAGUGGAAAUUCACUUUAAAACAGAAAAUGUAAUUUAAAUUUUUUUUAUUUUUCUUAUAACUAAUGAAGUAUUGGUUUCAUAUAUCAACAUAAGAUGUGAAGUAACUAAGCAUUACUUAUUUUGUACUGAUAUUCCUCGAGUUGUAGUGUCUAUCAUAGUCCAUUCUCAUCCAGAGCUGCACUCAGACUUCUGGAAUCCCUCACCUCUGAAGGACUGAGGGUUGUGCAGCCUGUAUAGUGAUCAAGUGCGAGAACUUCCACUUAUAUAUUGCUAAUGCAGCAUAAAAUCUCUCCGAUACAGUGAAAAUAUUUUCUUCUGACCUCCUAUAAUCUAGAACAGUUGCUUGUCAUACUAAAGUGCAGUAUAAUGAAGAUCAUGGAAGGACAGCAUAAGAAUUAAUAGCUAUAACUGAUUAGGAAAAGUAUAUAGUAUCAUAUUUUGUGAUAUUUUUUCAAUUCGAUUGAUUUGAUUACAUUGGAUUAUAUUAGACAAUGGACCACCAGUAUUUCCUGAGAACUCCACUGAAUUAGCAGUGCUGGACUGAAAAUUGGACUAUAAGGCUGCUCUCACACAAACAAGUUUAAUGCGUUGAACUUGCAGCGUGUCUGCAAGAGCUCCCGUCCUGAGCUAUGUAGCACUGAUAGGAUCACAUAGCAUUAUAUUGAUUUAUGAUGCCAGGUAACACUUGUUACAAUGUAUUGACCACCACUAUGUCAGUGUUAUACAAUACAUUCCAGAACUGUAAGGGUUACAUAGCAUCAUAAAUCAAUGUAAUGCUAUCUGACCCUGUCAGUGUUGGGAGGACAGGACGGGAGCUUUCGCAGACACACGCUGCAAGUUCAACGCAUUGAACUCGCUCGUGUGAAACCAGCCUAAGAGGGCUUUCAGAAGCAGCAGAUUUUGUUGCACAAAUUUUCUGCAAUUUUAAAUCAGUUCUAUUUGCCUGAAUGGGGUUUGCAGAUAUCCCUGUGCUUUCCUCCAAAACAUGCCCAUUCAAAUGAAUGGAGACGAUUUCCAGUUGCAGAAAUUGCUGCAACAAAAUCUGCUGCAUGUGAAAGCAUCCUAAUACUAGAUUGUUUGCUAGAUUGGGGAUGGAUUACUGUUUUACCUUGUAGCUGAUAUGUUCAGACCCCUUAACUGGUAUAAUAAAAAUGAGGGGAUCCAUGACAAAGGGAUCCUAAACCCCACAUGUACCAGUUCAAACAUCAUGUUAUUACAGUGCUAGGCUCCGCGUAACCUCCUCUGGGCAAUAACUGAUAUGGAAUCUCCUCAUUUUUAGUGUUAUCUUGAAUAUAUUUUAUUAGGAAGAUGUAAAUUGUUUUAAAGAACAACUUAUAUAUAUAGUUAUUUGUAGCCUGUAUUUUGUUACCCUUGCAAUGCCAUUGCACUGUGAAAUAUGUCAUGAUAUCUGAGAGCUGGCCGGAAAAUCCUACUGGAAAUAAUACAGACUAGGCAGACAAUGUAUUUGACAUUUUAAUAUAGGCUUUUUGUGUUUUUUUUUUUAUUUAACUUGAAUUCAUGACAUUUGACUUUUUUUUUUUAUAGAAAAGGAGCAUAGUAAAUGACAUUUCUUUUUUUUAAACAGAGAAUAACAUUUAUAUUCACAGCGAGCGUUUUAUAGUAUGGAUAAAAACUACUAGCAAGGACUCCUGCAAAUCCAUGUUUCUGUGAGACCGGGCCACCUUUGAGAACACCAUUGGGUUCUGCAAAAAAGGUACCACAGGAAGAGCUGGCAGAGUUUUCUGCCACUCAACAAUCAAAUUGCCGCAAGCUGCCGCAACUACUAUAUGGUUUUCACCCCCAUCAUAGAUGCAUCAAUGUCAUCCCAUGUGGCCCUACCCUUAGGAGAACAAUAUGUCAGACAUUAUCUAAAAGAAAAAAUUAAGGUAUGACUCUCAAGGCUCAAUAAACUGGUAAACAAUAUAUAUAUAUUAUAAAAUAUAGAUUUUUAAUAAUGGUGGUAUUUAUUCCAAAGGAAUUGGGUAAACUAGUAUAAAUGAAAGAAUAUUAAAUAAAACAAUGGAGGUCUAGUCCACAUAAAUAGUGCUGCGGGCCCCACAGCUAUUUGUCACUAAAUAAAAUGCUAAAUAAAAAAAAAAAAUUCCUGCAGCACUAUUUAUGUGAACUGGACCGCCAUUGUUUUAAAUAUAUAUAUUGUUGGUUCAUUGAACCUUAAGAGUUAUACCGUGAUUUAUUAUUUUUGCGGGCACCAGACUGGUAUAGACACUUGGUGUAAUUGUAACAGAUUACUUCUUAUAAUCUGUGGGGUGGGCCAUCUGUUUUAUAGUGUAUGUCAUGUAUGGGAGGUAGACGGUACACACUGUUAUUGAUGUUCCUGCACACAAAUGUAGCACUGUAAUGACCUAUAGGAACAGUCUCUUCCUCUGCGUUCCACCGCCUUUCUUAUUCACUGUGUUCACAACCUACAAAGUAAUUUUUAUAUACAUAAGUCAUCUUUGAAAGCCAAUAAAUGACAAAAGUAGAAGUCUUCAUUUCUUUAUACACGUCAAAAGGAUAGUAAGCCCCAUAUACAAUUGCUUAAAUUGAAAUGUAAAAUACUAGAAUUCAUGAAACGAUGUGCAAGAAGUUAUCAGUAUAAAAAUUACAGGACUGUAGGUUUAAAUUCACGCCUUCAAGUUAUGGUUAGUGGGGCAAUAUGAAAAAUUGCGUCAAAUGUAUGCCCCAAAGUGCCUAUGAAAAUACAUGCAUCUGCCAUUAACUCUAUUUGUUGCAUACAGAUGUAUUGAAAAGAGCAAUAUACAGUAUUUGAGGAAAAGGUAUUGAGAAAGGAUCUAGUCCAGAAUAACUACAAGCAAUAAUGCAUUAAAAUGGGGGUAGUAGUAGCUUAAAACCAAGUGAGAAGUAUUACUUAUUCUAGUAAAAUAAUAACAUAUGUAAAGGGGGCAGUAAUAUAAGGUAUAUAUACUGUCACCCAACGCACGUCUUGUGAUUUUUUUGCAAAUAAUGAUGACAUAAGUAGCAUUUCCACAGUUAUAAGUGAUAAUAUCUGCUCUGUCGUACACACUGAAGGCAGCCAUUUUGCUUGGUAAUGGACAGUCAUUGAGGAUGCAUCCUGCAACCCACUAGAGACUGAUUUUGUAACCAAACUACUUAAUAACAUAUUUCAAAGGAUUUAGAUUUUCUUUUUUUUAGAAUGAAGGCUUCUCUUUAAACAGUGGCACCUUAUACCAUCAAUAGUACAUUCCUGAUAUUAACUGCAAGUGGUGGGGUACCCUACUACAUAAGCUUGGAGGUACCUCUGCUGCCACAGUAUAGAAUCUAUCUACUUUCCAAGGACUUCAUGGAGCUAUCUGGUUGCACUUGGUGAUGUUCACAGAAAUGUCUUUGGAAAUGUUAAUAAAUCGGUCACGUUUGGUGCGACACAAAAGCUACAUCCCUGGUCUUAACACAAAUGACAAAUGCAAAUUGUGUUGAAAAAGGUCCCAUUGGCCUAUAAUAACUAUGACAUUCACACUAAAUAUAAUUUAUUUAAAUAAAUUAUGCAAGAGCAACUAUAUUUGCAUUAGCAAAAAAUCACGCAAUAUUUUUGUGUAAGUAUGAAACCUUAUUCUUUUAAUAAAAUAUUUGGUGGAUCCCUUUAGAUGAAAUAAUGCCAUUAGAUUGAACUCGAAAAGGAAUUUGUACAACUGGAGAGAAAAUGCUAAGUUGGUAUCUUCUUCUUCUAAUCAGUUUUUAUCUGAUCACCUAAAUAUCUCACAAAAACAUAUAUAAAAUAUAUAAACGAUCCAUUUUGUCCACUAAUGGCUUAAUGCACCACUCUUCCUCUGGGUAUGGAAUGACCAAAUUUAGCUCUUACAUUGAGCUUCAAACACAAAUGUAAGACGUAAAAGCCGUCAGUGGGUCGGUGUGUCACCCCGGCUGCUGGUUAUCUCAGGAUUAUGAAGAUGCCAUAAAAUGCGGCAGCAUUGUUUUAUUUUUGUAUUUUACCACAAUUACUGAUGUACUGAAGGAAGUGAAAUGAGGGACUUGAUGCCAAUGUAUUAUCACACGUUCUUUAAAGGUCAUUGAGCUAAAAAGGCUUUUGGGCAAGACUGGAAAAGAAUUGUAGCUUGAGAGAAGCAAUUAGGGGUUUCGAGGACAUUUGUAAGACAACCUAGUUCUAACGUAAGUAAUGGGAUACACAACUACUUAACCGUAUUAAUGUCAUAUUGUAUAUGCUCUCUCCUAGGAGGAAAAGGGACAUAGUAAAAACUGUAUCUAUGAAAAAUGUCACUUUAACUGCACAUAACCAGGAGUGUUAAUGUGUAUAGGAACUGCACUGUAACUGCGAAAUAAUACUGUAAACCCUCUAUGUGCCCACACUGUGUUAUUUAAAUAAAAUCUAAUCCUUCCUCUCUA
Bufo gargarizans (Asiatic toad) is the source of this 10241-nucleotide messenger RNA. RefSeq names its product DENN domain containing 1B (gene DENND1B). Bases 304 to 2442 code for a protein of 712 amino acids. The record is from RefSeq and is a predicted model, not a curated record. The transcript has 23 exons. Lineage: Eukaryota; Metazoa; Chordata; Amphibia; Anura; Bufonidae. Gene Ontology annotation, cellular component: nuclear speck; intracellular membrane-bounded organelle; cytosol. Gene Ontology annotation, biological process: endocytic recycling; endocytosis. Gene Ontology annotation, molecular function: guanyl-nucleotide exchange factor activity; phosphatidylinositol phosphate binding.